AUGAAGUACUCUACUCUAGCUAAUUUGGCCGCUUUCGCCGCCUCAACUGCCAUGGCUGACUCAAGCUCAUACAACAGCAGAACUUACUCUACUGUUAAUCCAUCUGCGACCGAAAUUGCCGAAACCGCCAAGACCGCCAAGACAAAUCAUAUUACUUCGAACGUCAAGGGUGCCGCUUUCAACAGGUUUAUUUCCAUCUGGUUGGAAAACACUGAUUAUGACAAGGCUGCUGAAGAUGAUAGUUUGUCAUGGCUAGCCACCCAAGGUAUCAUCUUGGACAACUACUGGGCUUUGACCCAUCCUUCCGAGCCAAACUACUUGGCUGCCGUUGGUGGUGACUAUUUUGCUUUGGAUGACGAUCGUUUCAUCUCAAUGCCAGCUAAUGUCUCAACCAUUGUGGACUUGUUGGACACCAAGAACAUCUCAUGGGGUGAAUACCAAGAACACAUGCCAUACACUGGUUACCAAGGUUUCAACUACUCUAACCAAGAAACUUUCGCCAACGACUACGUCAGAAAGCACAACCCUUUGAUCCUGUACGAGUCCAUUACUAACGAUGCUGACCGUUUGGCUAACAUCAAGAACUUCACUGAAUUCUACGUUGAUUUGAACGGUACUACUCUGCCUCAAUAUUCUUUUAUCACCCCUAACAUGACUAACGAUGGCCACGAUACAACUAUCAAGGUUGCUGGUCAAUGGUCUAGAGACUUUUUGGAGCCUCUACUAUCUAACGAGUACUUCAUGAACGACACUUUGGUUGUUUUGACUUUCGAUGAAAAUGACACCUACUCCGUCAAGAACAAGAUUUUCACCAUCUUGUUAGGUGGUGUCAUUCCAGAUGAACUAAAGGGUACCACCGACUCUACAUACUACGACCACUACUCUCUAAUCUCUUCCGUCGAAGCUAACUGGGACUUGCCAUCUUUGGGUAGACAUGAUGCUACCGCUAACGUUUUCCAGAUUGUUGCUAACGCCACUAACAUCACCAACAAGGAAGUCGACACUACUUACAUGGUUAACAACGAAACAUACAUUGGAUACUUGAAGGAUGACACCAUUGCCUUGCCAGCUCCUAACGUUUCUGUCAUUAACAUGAAUGGUAAGGGUGUUUUGAGUGACAUUGUAAAGACAUGGUCCUCUGAGUACUCCGCUCAAGUUUCUGAAACGUACUUCACUUCCACCACUACCACCGUUUCCCAGUCCCUAACCGAUGUCGCCACUCUAGUCAGCGGUACUGGUACUACUCUAACUGAAUCUGCCACCAGUGGUGAUGCUGCUGCUACCUCUGCUGUCUCCAAAGACAAUGCCACCAACACCUCUUCCUCUUCCUCGAAAGCUGCGGCUGGUGCCGUAUCUGUCGAUCUAAAGUGGACUUCCUUGGCUGCUAUGAUCGCUGGUCUAAUCUUUUUCUAG
Messenger RNA from Lachancea fermentati, 1413 nucleotides. NCBI's taxonomy places the organism in Eukaryota, Fungi, Ascomycota, Saccharomycetes, Saccharomycetales, Saccharomycetaceae. The record is from the annotation of a GenBank genome assembly.